Molecule: messenger RNA, 1831 nt
Organism: Maniola jurtina (meadow brown)
Lineage: Eukaryota; Metazoa; Arthropoda; Insecta; Lepidoptera; Nymphalidae
Exons: 6
Coding region: 169-927 (252 amino acids)
Source: RefSeq, a predicted model, not a curated record
GCACACAAACAUCUUGCAUUGCGCGUGCGCAACUGCGCAUUGUAUGUUGUCGAUCUUGCUAUAAUUUGGACUGUGUCAGCGUUUUGUAUAAUUUUUGCAUUUUGGUAUUGUUUUUAAGUGUCAAGUGUGUAUUUAUGCUGUAUUGGGCCUUAAAACAAGAAAAGAAAAAUGCGAGUCGCCAGAAGCUUGCGCCUCGGGGCAAAUCUUCGAGCUAACUGUUUCGCCAUCGGAUAUUUGAAUCUGAUUGCCAGUCUCAUCGACAUCGGGUGUCAUGUGGUCAUUGUCUUCAUCGUCACCAACGGCUUCCAAUGCGACGUCAGCAAGGAGAGCCUGCGCGCCGUUCAAUGGAAUUGGUUGGAGCCAGUUCUAGUGAUCAUAAACCUCGGAACCCACGGCUUCUACCCUUUCCCACUAAUAUUCCACUACUACAACAAGAUCCCCAUCGACUAUCUGCCUAUAGCUGACAAGGAGCCAGCAUGCUACCCUGGGAUGCUGCAUCUUCAUAUUGUGGAUAUACUGUACUUCUUGAUCAACGCUGUGUGGCUCAAGUUCGUUUUAACUUUUGUAGCUGGCGUUCAUAAGAAAGACCCAGAACCCAUGCGUAUGUUCUUCGUCGUAUCGAUAGUGAAGCUGGGCAUCCAGCUGCUGAACUUGUGCUUCCAGCCCGACUUUGAAAAUGUCUUAGCUGUCACCGCUUUCAAGCUCACGGAUAUUUGUAUUGCGACCCUAUUCUUGGUUAUAAUCAACAAAUACAUCAUAUUCUUGAGGAAUGAAAAGGCAAGGAAGACAGCUGAUCAACCACCAUCUUACAUUGAAUGUCUAGUCAACGGACCAACGACUCGGGUUGAUGAGAAGAAAGACACGGUUUUUGUUAUAGAAGAGAAGAAGCCAGAGCUCAAAGAAGGGGUGGAACCACAACCAUGUUAAAGAGCCAUUAGAUAACUAUAGAAAUGUCAUAUUAAUCUUUCCUAUACUAUUAAUUGUGUGUAAAUUAUUUAUUAUACUAUGAUUAUUAUGAUCUUGCUGAAGCCUUUAAGGCCUAUUGCAGAGGACUCAUAACAGUCUGAAAAAAAAACGGCACAAAUAGAACAAUUUUACUGCAGACGUCCCACAAGUAUCGCCAACUUGAUCCGAUUUGUAACGGAGGGAAGGAUAGAACAUAAUAAGUAUAUUAAUAAGACGGCCAGAGAGGAUGUGCAUUCCGAUAUAGCUUCUCGUCGGUCGGCUGUUGUCAGAUUAAAAUUUGUGUGAGGCAAAAACGGUCCUACGCGUUAACUCUCAAAAUCAUUCCUUAGAAUUGCGAAAAUUAUGCUGAAGAAUAUUCGUAAUUAUUCGCACAGAGACGGGCCGCAAGCUGUGCAUUCUUCGAGGCACUGAAAAUGACUGGUAUAGUGACGUCAUCCAUUUUUAUACGAAUCUGAAUCUCGGAUAAGUAAUAUAGACACUAUGUAACAAUCAUGCAUGCGGCCUAACUUUGGUUUAUUAAGGUGAUCGCAUACCACGAGACGAGCCGCAAGACGCGUAAGAACAACAAAAGACUCAUACAAAGGCAUUUUUCAAUGUGCGAGUCCCAUGCGUCAAUACAGAGUUAGAAAUAAGAAAUGUUGAUCGGCAGAGAUCGGUACUGAUGUGACAUUUGACAUGUGUGUUGACAUUUUUGCGACGAACGGAUGCCCGAUGCUGCUAAUGACACUCGCGUAUAAUGUGCAAUACUGAAAAAACGCCUUUUGCGGCUCUUGCGGCCGUGUUGCGAUCUCCUUUAUUGUAUAAAAAAUAUGAUGGAUUAUAUUGUAACUUAAACCGGGUAAUAAACUCAAAACUUUAUCAACUA